CUGAAGCUGCUAGGUGUUUUUUUGAUGAGAUAAUACAAGUUGAAGUCAAAACAAAAAAAGGCCCUGCAUUAUUUUCUAAAGAUGAGCAUUCACGUACACAAACAACUAUCCAAACAUUAUCUAAACAACCUUCCAUAUUUGUUAAAGAUACUGGUAUAGUAAUAGUGGGUAAUGCAUCAGAAUCUACUAUUAUAGGAAUAGGUCCUGUACCGGCAAUUAAAGAAGCAUUAAAAAGAGUCAAUCUUAAACUUUCAGAUAUUGGGCUAGUGGAAAUCAAUGAGGUCUUUGCUCCUCAAUAUUUAUCUGUAAAAAAGGAAUUGGGACUUGAUCGUAAUAUCACUAAUACUAAUGGUGACCUUUCAAAUUUGUUUACUUCUUAG
Molecule: messenger RNA, 380 nt
Organism: Racocetra persica
Lineage: Eukaryota; Fungi; Glomeromycota; Glomeromycetes; Diversisporales; Gigasporaceae
Source: the annotation of a GenBank genome assembly